This is a messenger RNA of Aspergillus puulaauensis, 312 nucleotides long. RefSeq lists its product as uncharacterized. The coding region runs from base 1 to 312 and encodes 103 amino acids. NCBI's taxonomy places the organism in Eukaryota, Fungi, Ascomycota, Eurotiomycetes, Eurotiales, Aspergillaceae. The transcript has 2 exons. The record is from RefSeq and is a predicted model, not a curated record.
AUGGGCGAGGCAGAGGCGCCGCAUCACAGUGCCGCUGACGCCGGCGCCAACUAUCCCAAAUGGGGGCACAACCGCCGGCCAGAAUCCAAAAUUAGCUCCUUUGUUGGCGCGCCAUUCGUCGACAGUUCAGAUCUUCCCCUCCCCGCGCUUCGAGAUGCGGUCUUCAUGCAUCUCACUAGCUCAACCGCCGCCAUGGAGGAAAAAAUAGAAGCAUCAGAAGAUAGUGCCUUACUGUUUUUGGUUUUAAAGGUCUUCAUCGCCAUUGAUAAAGAGUAUCAUGUUCGCGACAGUCUCGCUCAAUUGUCGCGCUGA